GGAAGGCUAACCAUAGAAUACUUACAUUUAUUUAGAGGUUAUGUAUGAAAAUGUUUUCGUGAGGAAAAACAAGAAUUUGUCAUAGCGGCACUAUAUUUGUAAAGUAUUUAAAUAAAAUUCAAGUGCGUUGUAGAUUGCUAUUAGUGAAAGUCCGAAUUUUUUUUAUUAUUAAGCUAAUGAAAUACUACUUUACUUUCAACUGAGUUUCGGCCAACCUAUAAUGUGUUCUCUACUAGAAGUUCUAGUCACAUGUGACUCUAAUAAUACACUCUGGACUUCAAGCAUUUGGGACCCUCACACCGGUACCAAUCUUAUGACUUAUAAAGGUGGAGGAACAGCUGAAACAAAAACUUUAUCAUUCAUUGGUAAUGACUACGUAGCAGCUGCAGAAAGAACAAAACCUAUACUACACGUUUGGCCUGUAAAUUCUCAACAAACUGUGCAAGGAAUGCGAUUCAUUUUGCCAGGAAAAGCUGGUGCUGUAUCUGUCACUUCAGAUGGAUCAUUUUUAGCAGCAGGCAUUGAUGAAAAGAUUUAUUUAUGGCAAAUAUCUUCUGGCAGUUUGCUAACAAUAAUAAACCGACAUUAUCAAAAGAUUGUGUUAUUAAAAUUCACUUCAGAUGGAAAAUUUUUCAUUUCUGCUGCUGAAGAUGGCAUGGUCAUGGUGUGGUCUCUUGCUACAGUGGCUACACAUCCUGAGGUGGAUCUUGUCACACAGACUACGGCAGGGCAACACGAUCCUGUCUAUAUUUUUUCUGAUCACUCUCUACCUGUGACCGAUCUCUGUGUUAGUAAAAUAGGCAUGCAUGGCCGACUUGCAACUAUAUCCAGUGAUCGAACAUGUAAGAUCUAUGACCUAUCCAGUGGAGAAAUGUUAUUAAACAUAGUUUUUGAUGUGCCUCUAUCAGCAAUAACGAUGGAUGUAUUGGAACUCAACUUAUUUAUUGGAACCACUGAAGGUAAAAUACACCAGUUCAAUCUUGCAAGUCCUCCAAGGACUAGAGAUUUUCUAUUGAACACUGAUGCAAACACACCUAUAUUUGAAGCUCAUACAAAAACUGUGACCUGUUUAUCGGUAUCAGUGGAUGGUGAAACCUUGAUGUCUGGUUCGAGUGAUGAACAAAUUAUUCUCUGGCACAUACCUAGUAAACAAGCAGUGAGAACUAUCAGACAUAAAGGACCUAUUACCAAUGCUUUCUUCACCACAAAUUUUCCUGCAAUAUAUAAACAAAAUUUUUCACCCAAUAUUAUUCUGCAUAGUUUAGAAAGAAAUUUAGACAAAGAAGAAGAGGAUAUCAAUGUCAUUGAAUUAUUGGUCAACAAAAAGGUUGAUUUCUGGCCUGAACGUAGAGAAGAUUUGGAUGAAUCUUAUCUUCCCUCCAAAGAGCUGGAGAAUGAGUAUAAAUUGAAACAUAUGGCUUUGGAAGAAGAAUUAAUUAAAAUGAAAAAAAUUAAUGCCAAUUUGUAUGCUUUUAGUGUGAAAAAGGCUCUUGUUUCUAGUGAUAAUAAUAACAAAAGGAAGAAGAAAAAGAAGACUGCUUUUUAAUAAACACUAAACUGUUGUUACUAUGUUUUUUUAUAGUGUAUCCCCUAAAUACUUGUGUAUACCUACUUUAAAAUUUAUACAUUUCAAAUACCAUCCACCACCAGCAUGCUUAUGAUUGACAAUCUUUCUCUGAGAGCUGAAGCGAAUGGAUUUUUAUUUCUAAAUGAUCUAUAGUGGCCAGUAGAUACUGUCAUGCAUGAUUUGUGGCUAUACUGUACUUUAUGCUAUUUAAAGCUAAAUAACUCCCAUAAAUAGAAUUCACAAUCUGAAACAAAGUUAGAUAAGUUAAAAUGUGUGGCUGUCUGUAUAUUGGGUGCAGUUGGGAGGUGUUUUAGAAAAAAGCUACGAGAUUGUUUUUCCAUUUGCACCCCCCACCCCCUCUGGAAUUACGAUAUAUAUACGCACCCUGACACAAACACGCAUUUAACUUCUGUUUUAAUAUAAAAUUAGGAUUAAGAUUAAAAUUAUUGUAGCAAAAAUUGUUUUCUGGAGGUGGGCGUUAAUAACUGCGACACAGUUUUAUAACUAACUAGCGGCCCGCCCUCGCUUCGCUUCGGUGUAGACCUGAAGCGUAGACUACAGUUUUUGUUCUCAGGCUUGUUUUAUACACAAUGACAUUCAUCUAUGAUUAUUCUUAUACCUGCAUGCAAAGUCUCAGCCCGUUCGGUUUUAAAAUUGACAAAGUUUCAUACAAACUUUCAUUCCCUAUUUUAUCCCCUUCGGGGUAGAAUUGAUCAAAAUCCUUUCUUAGCGGAUGCCUACGUCAUAACAUCUACCUGCAUGCCAAAUUUCAGCCCGAUCCGUCCAGUGGUUUGGGCUGGGCGUUGAUAGAUUACUGCGUCAGUCAGUCACCUUUGAGUUUUAUAUAUAUAGAUUAUAAAAAAACUGAAGAUGGUAUAUUUAUCUUUUCCAAACUUCUAUUGACAUCACGUCGCUCAAUUGUUUUGCUUUCCCAGAAUCUCUCCACUAACAUUUGAAAUUUAUGGUAUGGUAUUAAAGUUCAAAUUGACUUUUAAGUAUUAUUACGAAUCGUUUGUAUGGGAGUAAAGAAAAGUUUUAUUUUUGACAUUUUCAGGCAUUUUUUAAAAUUUUUCUCUUCGUAAGAACCAUCCUCGUAUUUCAAGGAAUAUUCUAAAAAAAAAUCAGCCAAAUCGGUCAAGCCGUUUUCAUGUUAUGUCGUGACAACGGAAAACGGGUUUCAUUUUUAUAUAUAUAGAUGCAGAUAGUAUCCAUCACUAUU
Molecule: messenger RNA, 2786 nt
Organism: Chilo suppressalis (striped riceborer)
Lineage: Eukaryota; Metazoa; Arthropoda; Insecta; Lepidoptera; Crambidae
Source: the annotation of a GenBank genome assembly